CUCUCGCUUUCUCUGUCUAAAAUCUUCAACCAACAUCAUGAGAGAAAUCCUCCAUAUUCAGGGCGGUCAAUGCGGCAACCAGAUCGGAGCCAAAUUCUGGGAAGUCGUCUGUGCUGAGCACGGCAUCGAUUCCACCGGCCGUUACAACGGCGACCAAGACCUCCAGCUUGAGCGCGUUAAUGUGUAUUACAACGAAGCCAGUUGUGGAAGGUUUGUUCCACGCGCCAUCCUUAUGGACCUUGAACCAGGUACCAUGGACAGCGUCCGAUCUGGACCCUACGGUCAGAUCUUCCGCCCUGAUAACUUCGUAUUUGGACAAUCUGGUGCCGGAAAUAAUUGGGCGAAAGGUCAUUAUACUGAAGGAGCUGAACUUAUUGAUUCUGUUCUUGAUGUUGUUCGCAAGGAAGCCGAAAAUUGCGAUUGCCUUCAAGGGUUUCAGGUAUGCCAUUCUUUGGGAGGAGGGACAGGGUCCGGGAUGGGGACUUUGCUGAUAUCCAAGAUAAGGGAGGAGUAUCCAGACCGUAUGAUGCUCACUUUCUCGGUUUUCCCAUCGCCCAAGGUGUCCGACACGGUGGUCGAACCCUACAAUGCAACUUUAUCCGUCCAUCAACUGGUUGAGAACGCAGAUGAAUGCAUGGUUCUGGACAAUGAGGCUCUCUAUGAUAUCUGCUUCCGUACGCUCAAGCUCACUACUCCCAGCUUUGGAGAUUUGAACCACUUGAUCUCGGCCACUAUGAGUGGUGUCACUUGCUGUCUCCGCUUCCCAGGGCAGCUAAACUCGGACCUCCGCAAGCUUGCAGUGAACUUAAUUCCUUUCCCUCGACUCCACUUCUUCAUGGUUGGGUUUGCACCCCUCACAUCUCGUGGGUCCCAGCAAUACCGCGCCCUGACUGUACCUGAGCUCACCCAGCAAAUGUGGGAUGCCAAGAACAUGAUGUGUGCCGCCGAUCCCCGACACGGGCGAUACCUGACAGCCUCGGCAAUGUUCCGUGGUAAGAUGAGCACAAAGGAGGUGGACGAGCAGAUGAUCAACGUACAAAACAAGAACUCGUCGUACUUUGUUGAGUGGAUCCCUAACAACGUGAAGUCAACGGUUUGUGACAUCCCUCCAACGGGGCUGAAGAUGGCUUCAACUUUCAUAGGGAAUUCGACAUCGAUCCAGGAGAUGUUUAGAAGGGUGAGCGAGCAGUUUACGGCAAUGUUUAGAAGGAAGGCUUUCUUGCAUUGGUACACAGGUGAAGGAAUGGACGAGAUGGAAUUCACGGAAGCGGAAAGCAACAUGAACGAUCUGGUUUCCGAGUAUCAACAGUAUCAAGAUGCAACUGCGGAUGAGGAAGGAGAGUACGAGGAAGAGGAAGAAGGGUACGAGGAGGAAGCGUAGCCUGAAAAUAUGUUUUGGGUGAGAUGGGUGGUGUUAAGUUUGUUGUUGGAAAAUAUGUUUGUUUUUUGGAUUUGGUUUGGUGUUGACUGUUGACUGUUGAGUGACUGCUGCUAUCUGGUUGGUGUGCUAAGUAUGUGUAGUGUGUCUGAAAACAUAAAAAGUAGAUAAACAUCAAAUGCAAUUGCAAGCUGUUGGAGAUUUG
Cynara cardunculus var. scolymus (artichoke) is the source of this 1583-nucleotide messenger RNA. Its product is annotated as tubulin beta-2 chain. Gene Ontology annotation, cellular component: microtubule; cytoplasm. Gene Ontology annotation, molecular function: GTPase activity; structural constituent of cytoskeleton; GTP binding. Gene Ontology annotation, biological process: microtubule cytoskeleton organization; mitotic cell cycle. Bases 38 to 1381 code for a protein of 447 amino acids. Lineage: Eukaryota; Viridiplantae; Streptophyta; Magnoliopsida; Asterales; Asteraceae. The transcript has 3 exons. The record is from RefSeq and is a predicted model, not a curated record.